UUCCUUGUUGGUACCAAAUCACUGGCGCCAACCGUAAACUCGAGUUUAACAACAGCGAAUAGGGCUAAAAUUUGUAUUUUGAACAACGGUUUAGGUGCUGAGAGAGUUAUCGCUGUCGUUGCUGGUUAGCUGCUCGGCUAACACUCUGUGUGGACCGAACCGAGCAGGGUUUAACUUUUUGCAUGGACGCUAGCGGGGAAACAGCCAGCAUGGCCUCAGAGGAAGCGCACGAAGUCCAACAUCUAACGCAGGAGGAGAGCCUGGAGCUAGCGUUAGCAAACAUGACAGUGGAAGGUUUUGUCCCCUCCUUGAUUCCUUACCUAGAACUGCAGCAGCAGGCUGUGCAGACAGACAGCACGACACAAGAGGUGGCUGUCAACACAGAGCCGGACUGGGAGCAUCAGGUGGCGGCCAUGUUGGAGUACAGCUCCAGCCUGACGGCGCAGUACGACAGUUUGAUGAGGAAGCAGGACGAGGAGGAGGUGGCACACGAGAAAGACAAACAACAACUGCAGAAGAAGAAGGAGGAGACCACCCGCCAGCAUCAGGCUCUUCUGGACAAAUUGGAAUCUCUGAGAGUUAAACUGCAGCUGAACAACUCCAAGGCCACCAGGAAGAACUUCUUAGCCAAGAAACAGGAAAUGACCUUAGAAAAGAACAGAGCAGAGGAGGAGCGGAACAGGCUGGCCAAGGAGCUGGAGGAGAGUGAGAGGAAGCUAACGGCUCUCGCAGAGGAGCAGAGCGAGGAGCAGCGGAGGUGGCAAGAGGAGUUGGACGAACUGAGGCAGGAAAUGGAGCGAGUGAGGAAGGAGGCGGAGGAGGCCGAGCUGCUGGCCUUACGGGAUGAGAUCGCAGCUGUGGAAAAGCAGAGAGACGUUGCCAUGGCUCGCAUCGAGGCCUGGCUGAGAGAGGUGGGGCAGUACCUGAAUGCUCUUAGGAUGGAGUUUCCGCAGCAGUACCCUCAUGAGAGGCAGAAAUGGGAGAAGAAGGAAGGUCUGGUCCGGAGGAACCAGGCGGAGCUCCAGAGCCGUUUCCAGGAGGUUCUACAGCAACUCCAGCAGGGUCGAGAGUUAGACUCCGUCCCCAGGAUCAAUGUGCCAUCUCUGCCGCAGGUCCCCAUGGCUGACCUGAGAUACAAUCAGGUGAUGCAGUCAUUGGUCCGCUCUCAGGUCAUGCCCCCUCCUCCAAACCCAGUGAAUCGACCCUUCCCUCCCCAGAGACACCCACACUUCUACCAGCAACCGUACCAGCCCCCUCACCAUCCCCAGUACCGCCACCGCUACCACCACCCACCACCUCAGCACCAUUUCCAAGCCCCCCUCCCUCCCCAGCACCAACCUCCACACCAGUUACAGCCUCCCCAUCUUCCUCAGCCUCAGCUCCAGCCUCACAUCAGAGUUCCAUUGCGGGUGACUCCCCCUCUUAGUCUCUCCCCAUCCCCUCCCAUGCAGCCUAUCCACCCUGUGGUUCCUUCCCCACCUCCCCCUGCUGCUGCUACUGCUACUGCUACUGCUACUGCUACCGCUUCAACUUCCGCCCCCGCUGGCAAACUUGACAAGGUCCUGGAGAAGCUCGGGACUCGGUUCCCACAGUGCAACAGGGCUCAGCUCACGUCGCUGCUCCAGCAGGUGAAGAGCUCCCGCGGUACGCUGGCUGGCAUGUCCAUGGAGGAGGUCAUCGAGCAGGUCGGCCUCAAGCUGGUACAGAACGAGAAGGUGGCCCUGGGGCCCAUCGGCCGGCCCACACCCCCUGGCCCCAUCCAGAGGCCGACACCUCCCCCGCAGAGAGCCGCGGCAGGUGGAGGUCAGGCUGUCGGGGCCCGUAAACUCUGCCUGAUGUGCCAGAACCACGUGGAUCCGGAGAACCGCCACCCAGUGAGCUGCUCCCACACCAUCCACAAAGACUGCAUCAGGAUGUGGCUGCAGUUCAGCAAGAACAACACGUGUCCCUUCUGCCCGGGGAAGUAACCGAGAAAACCAUGGGGUGAAAGUUCAGCCACUCUGACUCUAAUCACUGCCAUUUCAAAAACGACUCUGUGUGCUGAUGUGUCUGUUUACAGCGGAUGUGUUUUUGUUUUGUUUUUUCAAAUAAAGAUCAUUAAAGAGGA
Molecule: messenger RNA, 2107 nt
Organism: Chelmon rostratus (copperband butterflyfish)
Lineage: Eukaryota; Metazoa; Chordata; Actinopteri; Chaetodontiformes; Chaetodontidae
Gene: rnf214
Product: ring finger protein 214
Exons: 6
Coding region: 183-1967 (594 amino acids)
Molecular function (GO): ubiquitin-protein transferase activity
Source: RefSeq, a predicted model, not a curated record